AAGCAGUUUGAUGUAAAGGGGCAAGGAUACAUAAGUAGUUUUUGUUGAGCUUACGUCAAUGCAGCAUGCUAGUUUGAGGUGAUUCAUUAAUUUGAAAUUGAACAGCAAUGUUUACUGCGUAGGAACGAAGGACAAGGAUAGCAGGGUCGAACGAAAAGGCGCACGAAAGGGGGGUCUUUUACCAUGCCUUGUGAGACGUGUCGUGUGGAAUUUACGGUAUUUCGCCGUAAGCGCAGCUGCUUCGAUUGCAGGCGUUACUACUGCAACAAUUGCCUCACUGCAACGAAGCGAUGUCAGAGAUGUGCAAUAUUUGCCAAAAGACCCCUGUUGCGAACCGAUUUGUUGAAACUGAAACCGAAGGAUUUAAUAUUCUUCCUACAGUCCAAACACAUUUCUACGGAGGGCUGUUUGGAAAAAGAAGAACUAGUCGGGCUCGUGAUGAAUCAUGUCGCCCAAAUAGAUCGUGACAGUUUUUGUUCCCCCAAUUCCCCGAAUAGUCCCGGUCGGGGUCAAUCCAAUCCCAUUGACAACCUGAAACAGACGUGCCAAAAUUUCUUCACCAACCUGAGCGACAAUUUAAGUGAUUCCUUUGCGUCUUUCGACACAAAGCCGACGUCGAAAGCGGAAGGCAAUAGCCGUGCAAACAGUCGUCAUACCUCCAACGACAAUGGACCUUCGCAUAUAUUUGAACAGCCUCGUGUCUCUACGCGUGAGAUUCCAACUUAUGCCAGUGCUACUAAUACAUCGUUUUUCGCUGCACCUGUUAGUAACACCUCGGCUGAACGUGUUCAUGUGCAUGUUAGUGAUUUAAGCAACAGCAGCAGCAACACCCCCACGACCUCUAGUGCAGCAGCAACACCAAAUACCUUAACGUCGCCAACGACAGCACAAGCAGCCACUAGUGGGAAUCCUGCCACAACAACUCAUAAUGGUGCGGAGGCAGCUAAGCAUAAAAAUAACGAUUUGGAUGGAUCAGAUUGCGAGUGCUCAGAUGAUGAAAUCAUUGCCACUUUCAGCGAGCGCUUGUCGCUCAAAACGGACAACAGUGGUCAGGUAAGCCUCAGUAAACCUCCGGCGGAGCCAAAUUCAGCUGGCCUGGGACCAUCGACCACAACGACAACCAACACUAGUCCAGGCUAUUCCAAACAUGGCUCCCUAAGCUCUAAAGUGGACGCAUGUGGUGCCGAUGUUUCAUCGCAAUCCAGCUUUGAAGAACUAGGUGCUAUUGGUGGCAUUUCCGAUGAAAGCAAGGCGGCAACAGAUACGAACAGCAGCAACUUGGAUCAGUGGCAAGUGCUCGAGGUCGGUCGGAACGAGCAUAUUGAUACUUCGGCAGCAGCUGCAGACGCUCCCCAUCUGAGCCUGAAUAUACCAACGGAAAAUGGCCCAGAGGAAAUAUUAGAGGUGACAGUACGCGCUGGAGAGCAGGGACAGACUUCAACACAGACGCUAAAUAUCGAACAACGCAAUGUACCGAGUGGGUCAGUAUACCAACAAUCAUCAUAUGCCGACGCACCGCAUGGACGCACAAAAAAGGUGAUCAGACGUCGAUCCGAUGGAUGCUUGAAUCGUCGGCAUCAUUCCAGCGAUGAUGAGUCGCCCGUCGCUAUCCAGAAUAUCGUUUUGGCCACGUUGAGUGAACAGCCAGAGGCGGGAACUCUUGCUGAGACACAGGAAAAUCGAAAUAGCUGUCAGCGCUGUGGUAAAAAUAAAACUAGCAUCAAGCGUCAUGUAGAGCGCAUGCGACGGCAUUUGGAGAGUUCACAAAUGUCGGAGGAGGAUAUUAAGCGCGAACUGCAGGAAUUUCUUUGCUACUUGGAACAGCGUACGAAAUCUGUUGACUGCUCGGAUGCUGAAAGUCACGCGCUGUCGCCGCUAAGUGUGGAGAUUGAUAGCGUCGCAGGAAGCGGUGCGGGUGCCAGGGGCAGUGCCCUCGGCAUGCCGAUAACGCCCACGAUUGAAUUUUCGCCGACAAACGAUGAUUCGCAUUGGGAUGAUGAUGAGGGCAUACAUGUGUAUGCAGCGCCACUGGGUUUUGAGCCUUCAGCUUGCAUAGACUCGCGCUUUAUUAACUUGCAAGACUUUGAGGAUAUAAAAGACUUGGAGAAUUUAACGGUGAAACAAUUAAAAGAGGUGCUAAUGUUGCAUCGUGUUGACUACAAAGGCUGCUGCGAAAAACAGGAACUGCUGGAUCGCGUGACCAGACUAUGGAAGAAUAUGCACUCAACACCAGCCGUUGAGAAACUUCCUACUGAUGAGCUUUGUAAAAUAUGCAUGGAUGCGCCCAUUGAGUGCGUAUUUUUGGAGUGCGGACAUAUGGCCACAUGUACCAGCUGUGGCAAGCAGUGCCCCGAGUGUCCAAUUUGUCGACAAUAUGUUGUAAGAGUUGUAAGAUUCUUUAGAGCAUAAGCUCGUUUUUAGGUUCGUUUGUGGUGGCCCAAUAUUAAUAUAAAUAGGAUGUGGCUUAUG
Molecule: messenger RNA, 2469 nt
Organism: Scaptodrosophila lebanonensis
Lineage: Eukaryota; Metazoa; Arthropoda; Insecta; Diptera; Drosophilidae
Exons: 6
Coding region: 184-2409 (741 amino acids)
Biological process (GO): protein K48-linked ubiquitination; proteasome-mediated ubiquitin-dependent protein catabolic process; negative regulation of extrinsic apoptotic signaling pathway via death domain receptors
Cellular component (GO): plasma membrane; cytoplasm
Molecular function (GO): ubiquitin protein ligase activity
Source: RefSeq, a predicted model, not a curated record